Scomber japonicus (chub mackerel) is the source of this 3382-nucleotide messenger RNA. RefSeq names its product glucosidase II alpha subunit b (gene ganabb). The record is from RefSeq and is a predicted model, not a curated record. Gene Ontology annotation, cellular component: glucosidase II complex. The transcript is spliced from 25 exons. Gene Ontology annotation, biological process: N-glycan processing; carbohydrate metabolic process. NCBI's taxonomy places the organism in Eukaryota, Metazoa, Chordata, Actinopteri, Scombriformes, Scombridae. Gene Ontology annotation, molecular function: carbohydrate binding; glucan 1,3-alpha-glucosidase activity. Bases 6 to 2864 code for a protein of 952 amino acids.
CCAAGAUGGCCACCUUCACCGAGAGGAUGGGACCUUUCCUGGUGUUCUGGCUGGCUGUGUGUCUCAGCGGGACCUGGGCUGUGGACAGGGGCAACUUCAAGACCUGUGACCAGAGUGCCUUCUGCAAGCGUCAGCGAGCAUUGAAGCCUGGUGAGUCUCCCUAUCGUGCCCUGCUGGAGACUAUGGAGCUGACCAACACCAGACUCACCCUGCAGCUUAUCAAUGACAACAACAAGGUGCGUCUGCUGCUGGAGCUCUACCGUCUCCAGGGAAACAUGACAAGGGUGAAGAUUAACGAGCUGAAGCCGUUGAAGCCUCGCUAUGAGGUCCCAGACGUUCUCAUCAGGGAGCCACCUACUGAGCCCCUGUCUCUCCUGUCUCAGGAUGAGAAUGGGGUAGUGCUGUCCCUGGGGGCGGAGUCUCAGAGGGUCAUUCUCAGCGCCCGACCCUUCCGAUUGGACAUCAUGGAGGGGCGCGAUGUGGUGAUGUCGCUGAACUCUCGUGGCCUCCUGGCCUUUGAGCACCUGAGGAUGCGCAAGGACACUUUCUCCUAUAAAGUAACUAGCACAGUGGCUAGCGUGUGGGAUAAUAUCAAGAGGGUAUUCUCUAGCAGUCAGGCAGACCCAGAGGCUGAGAAGAAAGACGAAGCUGAUCCGACUAACCAGGCCGAGGCAGCAAAAGAAGAGGAAGAGAAAGUGGAAGAUGGGAUGUGGGAGGAAACGUUUAAAUCACACACAGACGGCAAACCCAAUGGUCCAUCUGCUGUCAGUUUAGACUUUUCAUUGCCGGGGGUGGAGCAUGUCUACGGUAUUCCAGAGCAUGCAGAUACCCUUAGACUCAAAACAACAGAUAAUGGAGAUCCGUAUCGACUCUAUAACCUGGAUGUGUUCCAGUAUGAGCUGUAUAACCCUAUGGCCCUUUAUGGUGCUGUCCCAGUUAUGUUAGCUCACAACGCCCAGCGGACCACAGGCAUCUUCUGGCUCAAUGCUGCUGAGACCUGGGUGGACAUCAGCUCCAACACAGCUGGAAAGACCGUGUUUGGGAAAAUGCUGGAUUAUGUGCAGGGCUCCAGUGAGACGCCACAGACAGAUGUGCGUUGGAUUUCUGAGAGCGGCAUCAUUGAUGUCUUCAUUAUGCUUGGACCAACACCCAAAGACGUCUUCUCCCAGUAUGCCUCCCUUACAGGCACCCAGGCCUUCCCUCCAUUGUCUGCCCUGGCUUACCACCAGUGUCGCUGGAACUACAAUGACCAGGAAGACGUGCAGGCGGUGGACGCAGGCUUUGACAAGCAUGACAUCCCCUAUGACUUCAUCUGGCUUGACAUUGAGCACACUGAUGGGAAGCGCUACUUCACCUGGGAUCCACACAAGUUUGCCACACCUAAAGAAAUGCUGCAGGGUCUCCAGGACAAGAAACGCAAGAUGGUGGCCAUUGUGGAUCCUCAUAUCAAAGUGGACAGCAACUACAAGAUCCACACUGAAAUACAAUCUCGGGGUUUCUAUAUAAAGAAUAAAGAUGGUGGAGACUAUGAGGGCUGGUGCUGGCCUGGAAGUGCCGGCUAUCCAGACUUCACCCGUGCAGACAUGAGGGCCUGGUGGGCCAGCAUGUUUGCCUACGAUCAGUAUGAGGGCUCCAUGGAGAACUUGUACACUUGGAACGACAUGAAUGAGCCCUCAGUCUUCAACGGGCCAGAGGUCACCAUGCACAAGGAUGCCAUGCACGGAGCCUGGGAGCAUCGUGACGUGCACAACAUGUACGGCUUCUAUGUGCAAAUGGCCACAGCGGAGGGUCUGAUCCAGAGGUCAGGAGGAGUUGAGCGACCAUUUGUCUUGACCAGAGCCUUCUUUGCUGGGUCACAGCGCUAUGGUGCUGUGUGGACUGGAGAUAAUGCUGCCGAGUGGGACCAUCUUAAGAUCUCCAUCCCCAUGUGUCUGAGCCUGGGUCUGGUUGGAAUCUCAUUCUGUGGUGCUGACGUAGGCGGUUUCUUCAAGUCCCCAAACUCAGAGCUGCUGGUUCGUUGGUACCAGACAGGGGCGUACCAGCCAUUCUUCAGAGCCCAUGCCCACCUUGACACACCGCGCCGUGAGCCCUGGCUGUUUGGUCCAGAGAACACAGCGCUGAUCCGGGAAGCGGUGCGCCAGCGCUACACCCUCCUGCCCUACUGGUACCAGCAAUUCUACAACACAAAAAAGACUGGAGACCCUGUCAUGAGACCACUGUGGGUUGAGUAUCCUCAGGAUCCUGCUACUUUCGCUCUGGACGACGAAUUCUUGAUCGGGAGAGACUUGUUGGUGCAUCCAGUGACUGAGGAGGGAGCCAGAGGAGUAACCGCCUACCUGCCUGGAAAAGACGAGGUGUGGUUUGACGUCCAUACCUUCCAGAAGCACAACGGGGCCCAGAACCUGUACAUCCCUGUCACCAUGAGCUCUAUCCCUGUUUUCCAGCGUGGUGGGUCCAUCAUUCCUAGGAAGCUUCGGGUUCGCAGGUCCUCCACCUGCAUGGAGCACGAUCCCUACACUUUAUAUGUGGCUCUUAACCCUCAGAGAACUGCACAGGGUGAGCUCUACGUCGACGAUGGCCACACCUUCAACUUUGAAAAGAAGGAGUUCAUUCACAGGAGGCUGUCCUUCGCCAACAAUGUCCUCUCUUCUGUUAACCUCGCUCCAGACUCCCAGUUUUCCACCAGCUCUUGGGUUGAGCGCAUCCUCAUACUGGGAGCCAGUAAGCCCAGCAAGGUUACCCUCAAGACUGCUGAUGGUCAUGAGAGCCAGCUGGAGUUUGACUUUGACGCCUCCAUGUCUGUUUUGACGCUGCGCAAGCCCGGCAUGAAUGCAGGGGCCGACUGGACCGUGACACUCCAGUAACCACAGAGACAGGGACAGGAGAUGCAGGAGGAGAAAAUGACUGAACUGGACUGAACAGGAGGGUAGAGGAGGAAACCGACACAAGGCGCCGAUACCCAAGACGAAUUAAAGCAAGACGACAGGAUACCCGCCAUUGAGACUCAAGGACAUAAACACAUCAGACACACACCGCUGUCCUCCCUGCAAGCACUCAUGUAGACCUGUUAGUUGAGCUGAGCCACAUAACGUCUCCGCCAUGUCCCUCUUGUGUUCAGUAACGGUGUAACAAAAAGGAUUACUGCUAGGUAGAUACUGUUUGUCAUGUUUUUUCAGAUAGAUAACUGAGCAAUUCAAAUCAUGUCAUUGUAAUGAAUCAUUUGGGGGUAACAAAAAGAGUUUAGUUUAGUUUUUAAUCGUCCACUCAGUUGUCCAUCCAGUCCGCCCGAGAAGAAAAGAUCACUGUGGUGGAUUGUUGUUUAAAAUGAAGGCUGACAUUCAAAGCACAAGCGCCACCUGCUGGUGAUUCCCUCUGUUUCUGA